Molecule: messenger RNA, 1254 nt
Organism: Paramecium tetraurelia
Lineage: Eukaryota; Ciliophora; Oligohymenophorea; Peniculida; Parameciidae
Exons: 4
Source: RefSeq, a predicted model, not a curated record
AUGAUUAUUGCUGCAUAGCCAAAUCGUUUCCAAGAGUAUGAAGAUUAAGCCAAGAAGAUUUUCUAUUAGGAUUAUUUUGAAAAUAGGAUGAAGACAUUUCCAAUCAUUUGUAGAUUCAAAAAGAGAGAAUAUCAAUCGCAAUUUAUAAAUUACACUACAAUAUUUCAUGAUCUCAAACAUCAUGUAGAAAUAGGAAAUUAAAUAAGAAUUUGGAAGGAAAAUAAAUAAAAAUUAUAAUAUUGCUGCAGUUUCUAAUAUAUUUACACUUUGAUCCCAUAAUUGCAUUUAGGAAUUCGAUUGAAUAGGAAAGUCAAAGACUCCAAUUUAGAUUUCUCAGUCUAUAAAUACAUUAAUAAUUUCUCAUCACUUACCUAUUGCUACAACCUUGAUUCAAAAUAUCGAACCUAAUAAAAGUUUAUUUUUAAUUUCAAAGAAUCCACUCUGACUAUCAAUAAAGAGAAACUGAAACUAGCAUUACAAUUCGGUGAUAUUAUCAAACCAUAUGUCAAGACUGAUUUGAGAACUUUCUCAAAAGUUACUUUUGGUGUGAAGGCCAAGUUAAAGGACUUUGAACUAUUUGCAUACAAGGAGAUUUCAAAAAAGGAAUAAAAUAGCACUGUUUCAUUGGGAGUGAUGCUUAAUAUUUUUGAUUGGAAAGUGGGAUUGAAGAUGAAUUUCAAGGAUUUGUCUAGUUCUUUUGCUAUUUUUAUUUAGAAAUAUGGGCUUGCGAUUUAAUUGCCUAUUUAUAGUUUUGAUUGCGAAGAUCUUUUAGAGAAGUAUACGAUAGCAGCAUUUGGAUUUAUGAUUGCAUGUUCAAUUCUAAAAUGUUUUUAACAACCUAAAGUAUUGCCUCUGAGCAAAUAACAAAGAAUUGAUCAAUCAAGAAAUCAAUUAAAUUUAUUAGAACACAAAACUAAAUAGAAUUUUAGAUAUGAAAAAGAAAACAAUGGAUUACUGAUUCUAUUUGCUUAUUAUGGUAAUGCAGAACAUAUUCAAUUGUUGAAUCAACAGCAAAAUAAACAAAAGUAUCACUUGCAAAAUGAUUUAGAAAUCAUUGAUGUGACAUUGUCAUGCUAAUUCAAUGUGAAGAAUUCUAAGUUGCAUUUACCCAAGUAUUCCAAAUCUUGUCUGUUUGGUUUCUGUGAUCCUUGCGAAAAUGUAAAUACUCAUAAACUCUUGUUAUUCGAAUACACAUACAAAUAGCAAAAAUUUGAUAAAAUAUUCGAUGACUUGGAUGAGGUGAUCUUGCCCUGA